GGAGGACUCGGAGCGGCCCACGGGCAGUCUGGGGCCUGCUCCGGUCCGCCCGGUGGGUGAAGACAGGGGCCCGGUGCGGCCCGGCCCGAGAGCGAGCGGAGGGGAGGGGCCUGGUUGGCCCGGCCGGUGCGUGAGGACUGGGGCCCCGGCGCCGCCGCGAUGGCCCAGCAGCAGAUGACCAGCUCGCAGAAGGCCCUGAUGCUCGAGCUGAAAUCCCUGCAGGAGGAACCGGUGGAAGGCUUCCGGAUCACCCUGGUAGAUGAAUCCGACCUCUACAACUGGGAGGUGGCCAUCUUCGGACCCCCUAACACCCUCUACGAAGGCGGCUACUUCAAGGCACAUAUUAAAUUUCCUAUUGACUACCCAUAUUCACCACCUACCUUCAGAUUCUUGACCAAAAUGUGGCACCCCAACAUUUAUGAGAAUGGAGAUGUAUGCAUUUCAAUUCUUCAUCCGCCUGUAGAUGACCCACAGAGUGGAGAACUCCCUUCUGAAAGGUGGAAUCCUACUCAGAAUGUCAGGACUAUCCUGUUAAGUGUAAUCUCACUGCUUAAUGAGCCCAACACCUUCUCCCCAGCCAAUGUGGAUGCUUCAGUUAUGUUCAGGAAAUGGAGGGACAGUAAAGGAAAAGACAAAGAGUAUGCUGAAAUCAUUAGGAAACAGGUUUCAGCCACUAAGGCCGAAGCAGAAAAGGAUGGCGUGAAGGUCCCCACAACCCUGGCAGAAUAUUGCAUCAAAACUAAAGUGCCUUCCAAUGACAACAGUUCAGAUUUGCUCUAUGACGACUUGUACGACGAUGACAUUGAUGAUGAAGACGAGGAGGAGGAAGAUGCCGACUGUUAUGAUGAUGAUGAUUCCGGGAAUGAGGAAUCGUGACGCGCUCCUUUGAUGUCCCUGUACUGCCCUGCCAUCUCAGGCCAAAGGGAGGGAGCAAGUGGGGACCUAGCAGUGGCCCCUCAGCAAAAACCUAUUCACAGGGGGUGGGGAACAAACACGGCUCCUGCUGACUCCCCUUACGGAUCUCAGUUUGCUCCUUUCUAUGGACCUCUUCACGGAGGGAACGUAACCGCAGAAUGUCUGAAUGCCUGCAUUCUUUACCCUUCCAUCACUGUAGUGAUUUUUUUUUUUUUUAAACCAACCAAUCCAGCUCCCGUCUCACUUCGUCUCUACAAAGUGUUCACAGCAAAACACGUUUGGUCUGUUUUUAGAUUCUUGAAGAAUUAAAUAGUCUUUCAUCAAGACGUGUAAUGUAUUUAAAGCUGGCAACCCAUUGGUAGUUUACAAGUGCUGCAUAUACUGGGUAGCAAAAGAAAAUGGAAAAAAAAAAAAAAAAAAAA
Orycteropus afer afer is the source of this 1337-nucleotide messenger RNA. It is a transcript of the gene UBE2R2, whose product is annotated as ubiquitin conjugating enzyme E2 R2. Gene Ontology annotation, molecular function: ubiquitin conjugating enzyme activity. NCBI's taxonomy places the organism in Eukaryota, Metazoa, Chordata, Mammalia, Tubulidentata, Orycteropodidae. The record is from RefSeq and is a predicted model, not a curated record. Gene Ontology annotation, biological process: protein polyubiquitination; ubiquitin-dependent protein catabolic process.